GAAGGAAACAGACUUCAGUCUUCUCCUUUUGAAUCAAUACGAUUGGAGAAUCAAAUCGAAAUGAAGAUUUUUCUUAGUAUUUUGGCACUUCUUGUUGUCUCAGCUUGUGCUGGUCAACUCAAACCCAAACCUUUAGAGUUCGAGGAAAAUAAACGAUAUGUAUAUGAAUACAUUGGAAGCGUUGUUACCGGAAUCCCAUCCAGUUCAAGUCUUUACUCUGGAACUCGAUUGCAGGCUAAUGUUGAGAUUUCCCACAUUGUUAGUGAAAAUGGUGUUCAUUUGAACGCAAUGCGUUUGGCCAACAUUAGUUUUACUCAAGUCCUUGAUGAAAUAACUAACCCAGAUGAUGUACAUUUUGGCGAUUUGGAUAAAGAAAAUUCCGAGAAGAAAGAACUUUUGGAAUUAACUGUUCAAUAUCACGUCAAUGAUGUAACCAAACAUUUUGAAUGGGUCGAAGUUGAUAAAAUGGACGAACCAUGGUCACUCAACAUUAAGAAAGCCAUCAUCGAGAUGUUUUUGGUCGACAUUGCUGGUAAACAGUUGAAAAUGAAUCAUAAUCAUGAACAUGAUUUAACUAAACAUUCACGAGAUGAGGUUCAUCAAUCUUUCGAUGUCUACGAACCAACAUUAAAGGGUGAAUGUGAAACCAUGUAUCAAGUCAUCAAUGCCUUACCUGAAACUGUCUCUGGUUUACCUGGAAGUGAACAAUUCUACUGGAAAGUCAUCAAGACACGAAACUACCAAAACUGUAACAACGCAUCUGAAUUGACUCGCCAUAACUGGGCACGAAAUUGUGCUGCACACUGCAAAAAAGCACCAAUUUUGGAUAAAUUCAAAAUCAACAACUAUUAUGCAGGUGAAAAAUCUGAAUGCUCUUGUGACACUCAAGAUCCUCUUGACCAACAGUCAACCAGCACUUACUCCAUUGAAUGCAUGGAAAAUCCCUACAUUUUGAAUGCUGAAAGUAACAGUAAAGUUAUCUUCGACAAUCAUGGCACUCGAUUCAUUUCCUACACCAACCAGACUCUUAGAUUCGUCAGAAUCUCAGGUGCGCCAUUGGAUCUUAUCAAUGAAAACAAUGCUAUUCGAGUUUCAAACCUAGCCUUCAAUCUUUACCCUUAUGCUGGUUCAUUUGCUAGCGUAUAUACUCAUGAGAUUCCAAUAUACAACCUUUUGGUUCCAAUGCCUCCACGAAACUAUGUUGCAAGAUUCAGAUUGAGAGAAUUUACUUAUAAUCUUUUAACUCAAGUUGCUGAAACCAUAAUUGGAAAAGCAAAUGACGAAAAAAAUGAAAAUAAAAACCAGCUUAAUGUUGCUCGAAUUAUGACAAGAAUUAUUCAAAAUCUGGCUCAUCUUGAUUUUGGCACAAUCAUGGAUGUCUACAAAGAAAACUGUAUCGUUAAAGAGGAUCAACUUUACACCAACACUUUGAAUUCAGUUCGAAGACAAUUGUUUCUUGACGCUAUUUCUCAUGUUGGAACCCAUGAAGCUGUCAUAUGGCUGGACGAAGUAAUGAAUUUAACUCCGAAUGGAUUAUUCCCAAUUGAAGUACGCCAGAUUGUCGAAACAUUACCCCUCAAUAUUCAUGUCCCACCCACAAGUUUGAUUAACUUAUUACAGAAGAAGAUUUAUUCUUGUAUUGUUCAGCAAGAUUGGGAUUCCCUUUCUGCUUUUGUCGUCGCUUAUGGUAAACUUAUAGCCAAACUGCAUGAUCGAGUACAUUUCAUUGAUGCUAUCGUCGUUCGAAUGAUUAUACAAUAA
Messenger RNA from Tetranychus urticae (two-spotted spider mite), 1761 nucleotides. Lineage: Eukaryota; Metazoa; Arthropoda; Arachnida; Trombidiformes; Tetranychidae. The record is from RefSeq and is a predicted model, not a curated record.